Molecule: messenger RNA, 1230 nt
Organism: Paramecium sonneborni
Lineage: Eukaryota; Ciliophora; Oligohymenophorea; Peniculida; Parameciidae
Source: the annotation of a GenBank genome assembly
UAUAAAUGUAUUUUGAAUAAGAAUGUCGAAAAUUUUUAAGACCUCGAAGAUUAGAAUAUUAAAUGUUUGAUUUGGGUAAGAAUUAACAAUAAUUGAAGGUCCUGUUGAAUUGUAACUAAAAAAUGGUUUACUUUCUAAACAUGAAAUUACAAUAAUGAAUCGUUAGGGUCAUCAAUUAGUAUGCUCAUUUUUUUAGAUGAAUCCAAUAAAUGAUUGUUGUAUAAUCUAUUGUCAUGGUUUUAAUGGUUGUCGAGUAGAAGGAGUAAAAUAUGCUCAUAUUGCUGCUCAAUAUAAUCUAAAUUUUUGUAUUUUUGAUUUUUAAGGAUGUGGACAUAGUUAAGGAGAUUUUAUUACAUUUGGGUAACAUAACUUAUUUAAAUAGUUAUUUAGAAUAGAAUGAUAUCACAUGCAUUAUUUUAGAAAUUAAGAAGAGAUUCUAAUAAAAUUAAUUCAUAUUAUGGGGUAGAUCAUUAGGAGCGACUACCAUAUAAUUAAAGAAAUAACCUUAUGUAAGUGGUUACGUAUUAGAUUCAUGUUUUACUGAUCUUAAUAAAGCUUGUGUAAAAAUGAUUUAAAAGUCAACUUCCUUUCCAAAAUUGAUAAUUAAAAGUGUUCUUUAUUUAUUAAAAGGUAUAUUUAAAUUUAUAAAUCUAUUUAGGCAGAAUUGAAUCAUAAGGCAAUUUUAAAUUUGAUGAUAUCAAAAUUUAAAGAGCUGACUCUAGUGUUCCAACUCUUUAUAUUUGCAGUGAUUAAGAUACAUUAAUCAAAUCUAAAAAUACGAUUGGAUUAUAUUAAUAACAUAAUGGACUAAGAGACCUCAUUAAGAUUUAAGGAGAACAUAAUGAUUCUAGAAGUUUAUAAUUGAUUGAUUAAAUUUGUAAUUGGUGCAAAGAUAGAUUCUAAAUUAAUAGAUAAAAAUCCUGUCAUGAAUCAUCACCUUUAGAAAUUAGAAAAAAAUAUUAAUAUUUAGCAGGAAGAAAUAGUCUAAUACGUACACCAUCAGAUAUUAUCUGUAAGUAUGAUUAAAACAGAUAAAAUGUUAAUCAUUUAUACACUUAAUCUACUUCAGUGCUUAAAUACAAUAAUCAACAUAUUAUUCAACCAAAUAAACUAUACUUUUAAGAAUCUCCUUAAAAAAGGAUCAUUUAAUAACCAAAAAUCUUAAAACAAUAAAUAAAUUAAGAUUUUGGGAACAACAACUAAUUUAUUCGUAAACCAAUAUUUGAUUGA